AUGACCGAAUAUGUGACGGCCCAUAAUAACCUCACCGACCAGGUACAGCAGCUGCAGCAACAAGUUACAGCACUAGACUCUAAAAUGAUGGAUGCAGAAAAUCGAGCCAGGAGAAAUAACCUCAGACUAAGAGGAGUGCCCGAGACAGUGUUUCAAGAUGACUUUCCUGCAUAUGUCCGCAGCCUUAUGGAUACACUGGCACAGGACAUUCCGGCAGAGAUGCUGCUGCUUGACAGGGUACAUUGUGUACCACGCUCCAGAUACCUACCGGACACAACACCACGCAAUGUCCUGCUGAGAGCUCACUAUUACAACAUUAAGGAACUAAUCCUGAAGAGCAGCCACAUGCGGAUCCAACUACCCUUUAAAUAUGCCACGGUAAAACUUUUUACAGACCUAUCUGCAGCCACCCUGCGGAGAUGCAAAGCCUUCAAUCAAGUGACAACGCUCUGA
Molecule: messenger RNA, 453 nt
Organism: Pelobates cultripes (western spadefoot toad)
Lineage: Eukaryota; Metazoa; Chordata; Amphibia; Anura; Pelobatidae
Source: the annotation of a GenBank genome assembly